GUAGAAAACUGGGUAGGGGGGCAGAAUGUGGUUCGCCAGCAUUGGAGUCGGUCGCGUCGUCACAGUGCAUAGUCUCAAGAAUCUCGGAGGUAUGUAAUGGAAAAUAGAAUUAAAUAUGAUGCUAGUAUUUUAAUGGAAGGAAAAUAUUAGAAUCUAGUUAAACAUUAUAUAUAUAUAUAUAUAUAUAUAUAUAUAAUUUUUUUUUCCUUUUAAAAUUGGUUUUGUUUUCGACUGGAAAAUUUAUGACGUAACUCAUUUGUUAUUUUUAAUAGCCGCUUUAAUUAUAUUCAGCGGAACUAUUUAUUAAUGUUGGGCGUCACGAAUUUUUCUUACCCGCGACUCAGACAAAUUUUUCAAUUCAUUAUUUAUAUAUAUUUAAAUCAUUGAUUUAUAUAUUAGCCUAUUUGUAUGAGUAUCGGGCUAUUUCUUUAUAACAAUUACACGCUUUUCUGACUUCAGAAUUUUAGUUGUCUUUUUAAUCUAAGAGUUUAUAUUUUCUGGUACUUCGAAGUUUUCUCGUGUAAUUUGAACAUAUAUAAUCAAGGUUCUGACUCCUUACUGUUUCAAAUGUUCAAGAUUCUUUAAACAAAAUUUCCUCAUUCUUUUUCCCUUUUGUGACCUAUUUUCUGUCUGAUUGGUGUUAUUAAUGUGUGGUCAUUUAACAUUCAGUGUUACCAGUGUUUGGCCAUCCCACCUUUAAUGUUACCAGUGUUUGGCCAUCCCACCUUUAAUGUUACCAGUGUUUGGCCAUCCCACCUUUAAUGUUACCAGUGUUUGGCCAUCCCACCUUUAAUGUUACCAGUGUUUGGCCAUCCCACCUUUAAUGUUACCAGUGUUUGGCCAUCCCACCUUUAAUGUUACCAGUGUUUGGCCAUCCCACCUUUAAUGUUACCAGUGUUUGGCCAUCCCACCUUUAAUGUUACCAGUGUUUGGCCAUCCCACCUUUAAUGUUACCAGUGUUUGGCCAUCCCACCUUUAAUGUUACCAGUGUUUGGCCAUCCCACCUUUAAUGUUACCAGUGUUUGGUCAUUCAAUGAACUCUUGUAGGUUACUUCAGGACCUCAGCGUUUACCUUCUUCCACGAGAAAAUAUUACUAAAUUCUAGACGCACUGUUUAAUAUGCAAGAAUAGAUUAGCCUUAAUAUGUAAUAUUAGAUUAGCUUAAAUAAGUAAGGAUCGAUUAGCUUUAAUAUGAAAGGAUAGAUUAGCUUUCAUAUGAAAGGAUAUAUUAUAUUUAAUAUGAAAGGAUAGAUUAGCUUUAAUAUGAAAGGAUAGAUUAGCUUAAAUAAUAAAAUACAUUGUCCUGAUCACAAACCGUUGUAAACGAAUUUGAAAUAUUAUUGUUGCAUUUAUACGGAUAUUUUUGAAAUAAUAGACUUUGAUAUUAUUAUCAAUAGAUGUCACAAGCUUUGACGUUAAAAAUCGACAUAAAGAUAUUAAAUUGUAUACUAUAAGGCGGGACAACAUUAACUUUUGUGCAUGACCAUGAAAUAUGUCCCACGUAUUUCCUUUUGUGCAUAAAUUAAUCAAUGAAAUCAUUGGACUAAAUAUUUCCUACGUAAUUUCUUUUGUGCAUUCAGUUAAUCGAUGAAAUCAUUGAACUAAAUAUUUCCUACGUAUUUCCUUUUGUGCAUAAAUUAAUCAAUGAAAUCAUUGAACUAAAUAUCUACUACGUAUUUUCUUUUGUUCAUAAAUUAAUCCAUGAAAUCAUUGGACUAAAUAUUUCCUACGUAUUUCCUUUUAUGCAUAAAUUAAUCAAUGACAUCAUUGAACUCAAUAUCUACUACGUAUUUGCUUUUGUGCCUAAAUUAAUCCAUGAAAUCAUUGAACUAUAUAUUUCGCAUGUAUUAAUAUUAACAAGUUCAUUUGUGGAAAAAAUUAGACACGUUAAAAGCAAAUGUCCAAACAAUUGGAACGACAUUCACGGUUAAAGGUUUCAAAUAUUUUAAAAUUACCAUGAACUAUUCAUACGUCUGUAUAAUACCAGGCAUUUAUAGCUUACCAUAAUAUGAUAGUUAAAAUUAGAUAUUUAUCUUACGUAAAAACUACUGAAAUCUAAAAUGAUUAUCAAAGGCUUAUGAAGAAGGUUCUAAUAGAGAUUUUAAAUUUCGUAUUAUAUGUAUAGACUUGGAACAAGCCUUGAUGUUGUUUUUUUUUGUGGUAACAUCUGGAGUUUCUAAACAAUUAUUAUCUUUUUUUGCGUGAUCUAAUUUUCUACCAUAUAUGUUCAGUAUAACGAGAAUUGUGAUGUAUUUUUUUUUUAAAUCACGCCCCCUCCACCCCACACACUUUAUUAACCUCAAACAGAAGCGAACGAAAUGAGGAGUUCGAUCGUUGUAGCUUUGGUGGUCAGUAUUUGCGCCCUGAACCCUGCCUGGGGAGACGUGACCUGGAUGACACAGCUACUGACCGAGUGGAACUUUGAAUGCUCUGCUGGUACGAGCUUGAAGACCAUGCAGUCUUAUCAAGUGUUCCAGAAUCACGACAGGCUGUGGAACUUCACCUGUGGCGGAACCGACGCCAAGCUCACGAACGCCACCUGUGAGUGGAGCGCCUACGCCAACGACUUCAACACACAGUUCCUCUUUCAAUGUCCCAACGAUGGCGUAAUCGCAGGUAUACGGUAUUACGGUCAAACGGAAGCGGACAUAUUACAUUUUUUAAUGUAUUCGAUUUAUCGAAAUCUCUACCUAUUGUUUAUGUAUUAAGUAUAAAUAGGAAAAUAAAAGUCAGGGUAGGGAAAAUCUGAAAGAAACUAAAUCAAAGCAACCAAAGUGUCAUCAAAAAUGACUGCGCCAUGAAACAAAACCACUUUAUUUAGAGAAGAAUCAAAGGGGGGAGGGGGGGAGGUAGAUCAGAGAGAAAAAACAGCAGAAUUUUAAAAAAAAAAUAAUGUUUUUUUUCCGGAAUUCGACCUACCGUUAAGAGUACGAUUAGUAGUUGAUAAACUACCUUAGCAUGGACGUAUCAAUAUACAUUUCUACAUGGGCCUAUGAAUAACACAGGUAAAAUAUUUUUAUCUGGUUCUAGGUCUGGUAGUGUCCGUUACUGCAUCCAUAUACUGGAAUGCAUAUACUAUUUUUAAAUGGGAAUAUUGGUUGGAUAACUGGAGUGAGUGGUCGUGUGAUGUGACUACUGGUUGAGUGUUCAUAUAUUAUUUUACUAUUACACACCUUAGGGAAAGGGUCAGCGAAUUCUUUUAUCCACUAGGUCAAACUAUAAUUAAACAUGUAUAUGAUAAAUAGCCAUGUUUUUCCUUUAUAUUUAUUUUAUCACAGGCAUGGCAUCCUACCACAACAACUACGACAGACGGUAUCAGUUCCUCUGUUGUUUUCCAACUGGCUACAUCGCGCAUGCGUGUCAGUUCACUCCGAACGUCAACUCCCUGGGAGUGUUCAUGAGCUAUCGCCGACCAGAUAAUUGGUACAUCCGGGGAGUGGGCAGUGAAUGGGACAGAGCAAGUAACGGAUACUAUGACCGGGUGUUCAGCUUCAGCCUCUGCAAACUGGACAAACUGGUUCCUUCAAAUUGUUCAGUAUAAAUUAUAUGUUCCCUUUAAUGUUUCAGUAUAAGCGACAUGCUCCUUCUCGUUGUUCAGGAUACAUUAUAUGUCCAUUCAGACUGAUCCGUAAAUGUAAUAUUUUGCUACAUUUUAAGCUAUUUACUCGGAUUUUAUUUCCUUUAUUAAAAACAGUGUAUCAAAAUAAAGACAUCUUUGCCACUA
Molecule: messenger RNA, 3724 nt
Organism: Lymnaea stagnalis (great pond snail)
Lineage: Eukaryota; Metazoa; Mollusca; Gastropoda; Lymnaeidae
Source: the annotation of a GenBank genome assembly